AAAAAAGGGAUAAUGAAAUAAAAAUCUAAAAAUAAUACCCUUCCAUUUCAUCCCGUCUUCUCUUCCUCCCCCUCUUCCUCUUUCCCCUACCCGUGGCCAUGGAGUCGUGCAGCUUCCGCACCGCCACCUCUCCUUCGCCGUUCCCCUCGGCUCCUUCCUCCUCGUACUCCUCCUACGCUCGCUCCCCUUGCCCCAAUAUCCGAUUCGCCAGAACGAGAAAUGGCAGGCAGAUGGGGAUGCGGAGGAGGGCCUCUGGGUUUGAUGCCUUCCCGCCCCUCCCAGGCAAGGUUUUCGUUGAGGAGACAAUUGGAGCUGAAUAUGGGGAAGGCUUUGAGACAUUUAGGAUGGAUGGACCACUCAAUAUCGAUGUGGAUUAUCUGAACGAAAAAUUGCAAGAAUGCUUCCUUCAAAGGAUAAGGCAUGCUAUGAAGCCAGAUGAAGCGUUUGGGUUAAUCUUCUCAUGGGACAAUGUUAUUGCUGACACAGACUCACUAAAAUUGGAUGCUUGGAGACAGCUUGCUCUGGAGGAAGGGAAGGAUAUCCCUACUGCUGCUCAUAUAAAAAAGAGUAUUCUUCAUGGUUCUGCUGAUCAUGUGCUUAGAAAGGUUUUGUAUUGGGCAAAAGAGGAUGGUCAAAUGGAAAAACUAAAGGCACGCCUUAUAGAGCUGUACUAUGAAAGUCUCUUCAAACUUGAUACACCAGUAGAGGGAUUGAGAGAAUGGUUGGAUGCAGUUCAGACAGCAGGCAUACCCUGUGCUGUGGCAUCAUCCCUGGAUAGGAGAUGCAUGGUUGAAGCUUUGGAUAGGAUGGCCCUAAGCAAAUACUUCAAGGCUAUUGUGACAGAUGAGGAUGAUAUGGAGUCAAUAGCACAUAGGUUUCUGUCAGCUGCUGUGAAGUUGGAUCGGAAGCCCUCAAAGUGUAUAGUGUUUGAGGAUGACCCAAGAGGUGUUACAGCUGCUCACAACUGCACUAUGAUGGCUGUUUCCCUGAUUGGCGCUCAUCCCGCGUAUGAGCUGGAACAAGCCGACCUUGCUGUCGCGAGAUAUAACGAGCUCUCAGUGAUCAACCUGAGAAGGCUGUUUGCACACAAGGGGAUCAGCUUCAUGGACAUGCAGAAGCAGAUAAUAGAGAGGUCACCACCCAAGAGGAAGCUGACAGUAGACACCAUCUUCUGACUGACUCUUUAUUCUGGUUCUCCUUUGUUCAUUCUCGAAUCGCCAGCCAGAUGCCCACCAUCUUUGGGCAGUGUAUAUAGUGUUGCAUUGCCUGUCAGUUAGAUAAGAUAGUGCUGAUGUUAGCUGAUCCUAUAUCGUUACAUUCGUUCAGAGAUCUCUGAAUGUAGCAGUUGUAUUGAAUUUUACUGGAAUAAAAGUGCUUCUGCUCCAAUCAA
Molecule: messenger RNA, 1390 nt
Organism: Brachypodium distachyon (stiff brome)
Lineage: Eukaryota; Viridiplantae; Streptophyta; Magnoliopsida; Poales; Poaceae
Product: 5-amino-6-(5-phospho-D-ribitylamino)uracil phosphatase, chloroplastic
Exons: 11
Coding region: 99-1175 (358 amino acids)
Source: RefSeq, a predicted model, not a curated record